This is a messenger RNA of Lates calcarifer (barramundi perch), 1555 nucleotides long. It is a transcript of the gene emc4, whose product is annotated as ER membrane protein complex subunit 4. Gene Ontology annotation, biological process: protein folding in endoplasmic reticulum. The transcript is spliced from 6 exons. The record is from RefSeq and is a predicted model, not a curated record. NCBI's taxonomy places the organism in Eukaryota, Metazoa, Chordata, Actinopteri, Centropomidae. The coding region runs from base 205 to 777 and encodes 190 amino acids. Gene Ontology annotation, cellular component: EMC complex.
CGUGACGCAAAACGCGUAACUGCGUCAUCAUUGCGGGCCCCGGAACCUGCCAGCGACGAAGGGGGUCGACUCGUUCCUCGGCACAGCCUGUGAAUUUUCUCUCGUUUCAUCAGAAAACAACGAUAAAGGCAGCGGAUAGCAGCGGUUUGGAUGUGUCUAUAAGGUACUUUCUGUCUCUGAGGUCCAGCAGUGAAGUCGGUUGCCAUGGCGUCUCCAGGGGGACAAGGAGGAGGAGGAGCUCUGUCGACGAGAGGAGGCGGCGGGGCCCGCAGGAUGAAGUGGGCUCUGGAGCUGAGUUUGGGCAACACAAGGAGUCGUGGUGACCGGCAGGGCGGUCAGGGAGACGUCGUUUAUCCCAUCGGCUACUCUGAGAAACCCGUCCCCGACACCAGCAUCCAGGAGACGGACAAGAACCUGGUGGAGAAGCGCUGCUGGGACGUGGCCCUCGGGCCCCUAAAACAGAUCCCCAUGAACCUGUUCAUCAUGUACAUGUCGGGCAACACCAUCUCCAUCUUCCCCAUCAUGAUGGUCUGCAUGAUGGCCUGGAGGCCCAUACAGGCUCUUAUGUCCAUGUCUGCCACCUUCAAGCUGUUGGAGAGCUCCAGUCAGCAGUGGCUUCAGGGCCUUGUCUACCUGAUCGGUAACCUCCUGGGCUCAGCGCUGGCCAUCUACAAGUGUCAGUCGAUGGGACUGCUCCCUACGCACUCGUCUGAUUGGCUGGCUUUCAUAGACCCGCCUCAGAGGAUGGAGAUCAUGGGCGGAGGGAUGGUGUUGUGAAGAGAGCGGACCCCGCACACAAAGUUUAGAUAUUUACAGAGGUUUAUAUACUGUUCAUUCUCCACCUGCGCCAGACGACCGGUUACAGCUGGCAUGGAACAAAAACAUCUUGUCUAAAUCAGAUUCGACCUUCUACAGCUUCAGUUAGCAACAGGCGAGAUCUUUGUUACACACACACACAUUUACCUGCUGCUAAUAACAGAAGUUUAUCUACAACUCCCACAGUGAGAGUGUGUGUAUUUUCCUCUCUUCAUUUUCCUUUUUCUCUCAGUUUGUAGUGAAAAUGCUUCAUUUUGUUAACAUGACUUCAGCAUGCCAGCCAGCAACAUUUACCAACUCAAUUAACUUAUAGGUCUGUUUUAAUUUUUACUGAUUCAAUUAUGAAAAUGUUCUAUGAAAUAAAUCCUUAUUGGUUGAAGUAAAAUGUCUUGAGCUGUGUCAAUAAAUGCAUCGGACGAAAAAAAAGACCUGAUCUGGGAAGUCGUAUUAUGUUUUAAAUGACCUUCAUUGUCGGCAAUGAAAGAGCUGCUCAGUGUUUAUGGUCUGCAAACCAUUAUUUAGUAACACACACACACACAGACAUGAUGUGAUUGAUAAAGAAGCCGAGCUGCCAGCAGAUUAAAUCAUCGGAUUUAAUUGUUUGUUGUCCAACCACUGCAAUCUGUCAGAUUAUUUUAAUGUUUGUUAUUUUGAUGAAAUUUCUGUCUAAAGUAGAGAAAAGCCAGGAUCACUGCCGGCUAAAUGUGUCUGCUGAAUAAAACCUUUGUUAUGUUAAUGA